Molecule: messenger RNA, 1095 nt
Organism: Quercus lobata
Lineage: Eukaryota; Viridiplantae; Streptophyta; Magnoliopsida; Fagales; Fagaceae
Exons: 2
Coding region: 1-1095 (364 amino acids)
Source: RefSeq, a predicted model, not a curated record
AUGGAUUUUGUUAAAAGUUCUAUUGGUUUUAAUGAAAGCAUUGUGGUUGAAUCUAAGGGCUCUGCUGGAGGUUUAUGUAUGAUGUGGAAGGCAGGAAUCUCUGCCCAUUGUGUUGAGUUCAAUAAAAAUCUGAUUGCCAUCAGAGUUUCUGACCCAAUAUGUGACUGGAUAAUAGUUGGUUUCUAUGGCCCUCCCUACCCAGCCAAGAAAAAGAAAUCCUGGGAAAAUCUCUUUGCUCUCCUUAACUCCUUCCAAGGCCCUUGGAUAUGUCUAGGAGAUUUCAAUUUCAUCAUCAAUGAGAAUGAAUCAUCCAAUAAAAAAAGCGGUGAAUCGUCAGCUCCAAACUAUCUUAAAGAGCUUAUGCUGGAGUUUGGUGCAAUUGACUUAGGCUUUUCAAGAACUCAUCUAGGAGCCAUUAAUUCAGAUCAUGCUCCUAUUCUCCUAGAAACAAAUCCAGAAGAUACCUUUGCCCACAGACCUUUCAGAUUUGAAGCAGUGUGGAUUAGAGAUGAUAGAUGUGCCACAGUGGUAGAAAAGGCUUGGAUUAAAGAAGUCAGAGGAUCAGAUUUUGUCAAGCUGUAUAAAAAACAAGCUGGCACUAGAGACGCUCUCCGCAAGUGGAACAAAGAAGUUUUUGACAACUGCCAAUCUAGAAUUAACUUGCUGCUUCAAAAAAUCAAAGACAUCCAAAGCAAUGAUGACUCUGCGGAUAAUGGAUUAUCUAAAGCUACUUUGCUAUCUGAGCUAUCUAAGUGGCUCCUUAGAAGCGAGAUUUUGUGGCGGCAAAAAUCUAGGGAAUUGAGGCUAAAAGAAAGAGACAAUAAUUCAAAAUUUUUCCACCUCUCAACCAUAAUCCGCAGAAGACAUAAUCAUAUUGAUGCAAUUAAAGGAGAGAAUGGAAAUUGGGUCACAGGGUCUAACAGAAUCCGCGAGAAGUUUUUGCAGCAUUUCAAGGAGUUAUACAAAGAAGAAGAGGUCUCCUUCCCUGACCACCUAGACAAUCUUAUCAAGCCAUGUAUCACAGAUGAUGAGAAUUACGACCUGUGUUGCACUCCCACACCAGAAGAGAUCAGAUUAACACUGUUCAAUAUGUAA